Molecule: messenger RNA, 3040 nt
Organism: Corticium candelabrum
Lineage: Eukaryota; Metazoa; Porifera; Homoscleromorpha; Homosclerophorida; Plakinidae
Product: GPI ethanolamine phosphate transferase 1-like
Exons: 1
Coding region: 75-2900 (941 amino acids)
Biological process (GO): GPI anchor biosynthetic process
Cellular component (GO): endoplasmic reticulum membrane
Molecular function (GO): mannose-ethanolamine phosphotransferase activity
Source: RefSeq, a predicted model, not a curated record
AUAUUUGCAUAACACGUGUCAUCAGGGCUUUCGAGUGGCCGCUAUGCGUACAUGUAGAUGUACACGCGACCAACAUGAAUGUCCUGCUAGUUUCUAUAUGUGUCUUUGUCCAUUGCGUUUAUUUGAUGUCAAUAUUCGACAUGUAUUUCCGUUCACCAGUCGUGAAUGGAAUGACGCCUCAUUCUGUCAGCUUGAACCCACCAGCCAAGCGGCUUGUCCUAGUUUCAAUAGACGGCGUGCGCGCCGACAAGUUUUUCGGACUAGACUUGGACGGGGAGACUCUGGCUCCAUUCUUACGUGAAAUUCUGCAGACACGCGGCAGCUGGGGACUGUCCCACACAAGAGUUCCGACUGAAACAAGGCCUUGCCAUGUUGCUCUGUUGGCAGGAUUUUACGAAGAUGUGAGUGCUGUAACAAAGGGAUGGAAAGAGAAUCCGGUCAACUUUGACUCUAUUCUAAACCAAUCUCGUCGGGCCUGGUGUUGGGGUAGCUCGGAAGUGUUGCUUGUGUUUGAUCCCGCCGACGGGACGGGACCUCAUCACGUGACCACAUUCAUGUAUCCCGAUGAAUAUAACGACUUUGGCCAGGCUGAUGCUACCAUUUUAGACUCUUGGGUAUUCGAACGAGUGGAGAAGUUUUUCCAGGAGGCUUCAGAAGAUGCUACUACACAAAAAGAAAUAAACCAAGAGAGAGUCGUGCUAUUUAUUCAUCUCAUGGCCACAGACACAAUCGGCCAUGUUCACAAACCUUUCUCUGACAUGUACUUGAAUAAUAUACGUAAAGUAGAUCGUGGCAUCAAGCGUGUGGUUGAAAUUAUUGACAAUUUCUUCCAGGACAAUCAGACUGCGUACAUUGUGACUAGCGAUCACGGCAUGACCGACUGGGGAUCACACGGUGCCGGUGACAAACACGAAACUGUUACACCUCUGGUAGCAUGGGGAGCAGGAAUUUCUGGGCCUGAGGUAGAACAUGCAGACACACCUUUCAGGUCUGAGAUAUCGCCGGACUCGUGGGGACUAGGUGGUUAUCUACGAAAAGAUGUGUCACAAGCAGACCUUACACCGCUAAUGGCCACUCUUAUUGACAUCCCCAUUCCUGUCAACAGCGUAGGGACAUUACCAUUGUCAUACAUCAAUGCCAGCUUAAAAUUCAAAGCCUAUAGUAUGAUGACAAACGCUAAGCAAAUGCUCGAACAGUUGGUUGUGAAAGAAAGUAGAGUUAAAGCAUCAACCCUUCAAUUGCACUAUAAACCAUACGAACCACUGAGUCCAAGUAAGCGGAUAUUGGCAAUGCGAGAGGUUGAUGAUGCAAUUCGUUCGGGGAAGUACACGACUGCAAUUCACAAGGCAAAUGACUUGAUCAAAACAACCAGUGAAGGUAUGCGGUACUAUGAAAAGUACGACCGGUACUUUGUGGGAGCCACUGUUGUUAUUGGAUUUCUUGGUUGGAUUAUUUGUAUUAAAAUCCACAUAUUCAAGAGUAAUCCAGAUGGAAGUUUUUAUUCAAACUUGCAGUCAACCUCAUCACUCAUCACGUUUGCAGUUUGCUCUGCUGCUGUUGUAAUCGUCUUUGUCCUGUUUACACUGUCUUCUCCUAUCACUUACUACUUUUAUUCAAUGCUUCCCCUUGUCUUUUGUUAUUACAUUAUACACCAUCAGACCCUACUUGUCUUUGCUGUCGGUAAUCUUCAGUGGCGUCAGCGAUACGUUGAAUAUACCUUGACUGCUGUAUUAGCUUUUCUUAUGAUGGAGAUUCUCAUCUUCAGCUUCUACUGGCGCAGUUUAAUAUUUGGUGGUUGUUGUAUCCUUGCUGUGUGGCCACUAACAAUUCCGUCCAUCUGUACAAAGAGGGGAGUACCAAUUGUUGUAGGUUGGAUGUCGGCCUGUCUUGCUGUAGGUGUCUUUCUCCUAAUUCAUCUUCCUGGGCCUGAGCAUAGCAUUAGGCUUAUGUCAGCCGGUGUUGUCGUAUGUCUCAUGCUUGUGUCCUAUUGCAUUUUUCUAUUUGAGACAGGAGUCUUCAGACAACAAGAAGUUAUGAGCAGGGAUGAGAGAAAGCGCAGCAGGUGGCUGCUUGGACUUCAGCUCUCACUUACACUUCUAUCUGCGUACAUUGCGAUAGAUACUGUACUCAGAAGGAACAGAAAACUUGGUCUCUCUGCACUGAAUCAAACCCUAAGUUGGUUGGUCUUACUGGUUUCAUUCUUUCUCCCAUCAAGAGGUUCAAAACUUGUUCUUCUGCGAUUAUUGCACAUUGCUUUAACCUUCCUCCCUCCAUACAUUCUUCUAACAAUGGACUAUGAGACAAUCUUCUAUGCAGCACUCUGUGUACUUCUGUUCUUCUGGUUGCAAUUAGAGAGCCUUGUUAGUGAUAAAAAUUCAACGUCUCUGACAUUGCUUCGGUUUGAUAGUGAAGAUGAUGAACAGCCGGAACAGAGAGAGAUGACAUUAUCUGAUAUUCGAAUUGCUGUCUUCUUCCUGUUCUUCAUAUUGACUGCAUUCUUUGGGACAGGGAAUAUUGCAAGCAUCAAUACAUUCAACCCAUCAGCAAUUCUAUGCUUUGUUAGUGUUUUCAACCCAUUUGUUAUGGGUGGUCUUCUCCUGUGGAAAAUGGCCAUUCCAUUUAUUCUGGUGUGUGCUGCUGCUGCUGGUGUGCAGCUAGCCUUACAAAUUCCAGUCAGACAACUGUUCAUGGUCAUCCUACUGAUAUCAGACUUUAUGGCAUUGCACUUCUUCUUCAUGGUAAAAGACUAUGGCAGCUGGAUGGAGAUUGGUAUGAGUAUUAGUCACUUCGUCGUCAUGAUAACAAUGACAGUGGUAGUUCUGCUGGUGUUUACCCUGGCUCAAUUACUGACUGGUUCUGUUAAAUUGUUUGACAAGAAAAAUUUAAAAAAGAUAAUAUAAACAGCUUGACAGGUUUAGUUCUAUGAAAUAGUCACCUGUGAGAAAUUAUUCUAUAUGACUACAGCAUUGGUAGUUGAAGUUUGUUCGAUUCUUUCAUUCUAUAUAUCUUACAUAUAUAGAAUAUGCAAUUGACAAUUGAA